Cetraspora pellucida is the source of this 258-nucleotide messenger RNA. NCBI's taxonomy places the organism in Eukaryota, Fungi, Glomeromycota, Glomeromycetes, Diversisporales, Gigasporaceae. The record is from the annotation of a GenBank genome assembly.
UACGUUGAAAUUGGUAUUUCGGCUGAUUUUGGUAAAUUCACUCAUGUUCUUUCUAAAAAUGAUUCGCCCAAAGGGAUUCACGUUAAGAUCUGUUUUUUUUCAGUGAAAAUUAUAAUUCGUGGUGAUAUUCGGACGGGAAAAUCUACUUUAUUUAAUCGAUUACAAGGAGAAUCUUUUCGUGAAGUGUAUAUUACUACACCUCAAAUUGAAGUUGCUAAUAUACAAUGGAACUAUAAUCAAACAAAUGAUGUUAUUAAA